Messenger RNA from Aspergillus nidulans FGSC A4, 408 nucleotides. RefSeq lists its product as uncharacterized. The transcript is spliced from 2 exons. Bases 1 to 408 code for a protein of 135 amino acids. Lineage: Eukaryota; Fungi; Ascomycota; Eurotiomycetes; Eurotiales; Aspergillaceae. The record is from RefSeq and is a predicted model, not a curated record.
AUGACACCAACGCACGAGCUGUACAUCCCCAUCUCGGGGCUCGGCCUAACCCCAACAUCCUGCUCGCACUGGUCCUUCUUCCUGCGCACGCCGGGCGCCUCCUACGGCGACCUUCUACACAUCCAACCGAUCUCUCUCUCUCCGCUCUGGUUCCAGUUUGACGCGUGCGAGGGGAUCGACAUCUCCUCACUCCAAGCGGAAGGGAUGGUGAAGAUCGCAGACCUUACGUCAGAGCAACGACGGCACGCUGUCAAGAUCAUCCGCUCGGAGCCUGCACCUAGAGACGGCAAGAGACGCUGCCAGGAGUGGGUUGUUGAUGUGCUUGUUAGUCUGGAGGUGGAGGAACUGGUAACCAAGACCUUAGACAUUGGACAAGCGUCUUCUAACAGUGCUGGCGUCCGUACAUAA